Arachis stenosperma is the source of this 4539-nucleotide messenger RNA. Its product is annotated as putative disease resistance protein RGA1. The transcript has 6 exons. Gene Ontology annotation, biological process: defense response to other organism. The coding region runs from base 51 to 3512 and encodes 1153 amino acids. The record is from RefSeq and is a predicted model, not a curated record. Lineage: Eukaryota; Viridiplantae; Streptophyta; Magnoliopsida; Fabales; Fabaceae. Gene Ontology annotation, molecular function: ADP binding.
UUCAAACACUGUGUUUUACUUUCAUCUUUUUCCUUCGACACUUGAGAGAGAUGGCUGAACAGAUCCCCUAUGGUGUUGCUACUUCACUCAUCAACAAGAUUGCUUCACUUGCCUUUCGUGAAAUCGGGAGGAUCUAUGGAGUCAUGGAUGACCUUGAGAAGCUGAAGGACACUUUGGAAUCCAUCCAAGUCGUGCUUUCUGAUGCUGAGCUCAAACAAGGCCAGAAUGCUACUGUUGCCCACUGGAUCAAAAGGUUCAAACAAGUGCUCUAUGAUGCUGAUGACUUGCUUGAUGACGUCUUCAUCAAAGACUUGCGUCGCAAAAGAAUGAGUCAGGUGCGUGGCUUCUUUUCCAAAUCUGUGAAUCCAAUUCUUUUCCGUGCUAAGUUAGCUCGUAAGAUUACGAAUAUUCGAAAGGAGUUUAAUAAUGUUGCUGAAGAGAUGUCUAAGUUGAACCUGAAUCGGAGUUCGGUAAUUCUUAAGCAAGAUGAGUGUGCCUGGAGGGAAACAAGUUCUUCCGUUCUGGAAUCAGAGAUAAUUGGAAGGGAAGAGAAUAAGAAUGAGAUUGUUAACCUGCUGAAGCAAACUCAUCCGAACCAAAAUGUUUCUUUAAUUGUUGUUGUUGGUAUGGGGGGUUUAGGCAAGACAACCCUUGCUCAGCUAGUGUACAAUGCUGCUAAAGACCAGAACCUCUUUCAGAAAUAUAUAUGGGUGUGCGUUUCAGAAGAUUUCGAGGUGAAAACUAUUUUGAAGAAGAUGCUGGAGUCUUUAAAGAAGGAUGCUGGUGGUGACUCAUUAGAGGCCCUACAACAGAAGUUGCGAGAAGAAUUGAAUGGGCAAAAUUAUAUGCUUGUGCUCGAUGACGUGUGGAAUGAAGAUCAUUUAAAGUGGAGUGAUUUAAGAACUCAUUUGAUGUGUGGAGGUCAUGGCAGUAAGCUAUUAGUAACGACUCAUAGUACAUUGGUUUCUCAAGCAAUGGGUAUUGACGAGCCGUAUGUUUUGAGAGGUUUGACAGAGGAGCAAUCAUGGACAUUGUUAAAGAACCUGACAUUUGGUGAAGAUAGCAGCAAAAUGAGCUCUGAAUUGCAAACAAUCGGAGAGAAAAUCGCAAAGAAGUGUAGAGGAGUGCCAUUGGCGAUCAAAACAAUAGGAGGCUUCUUACGGAUAAGGGUUGAAGAAAUUGAUCAAUGGUCAAGUCUUUUGCAUGGUGAUAUUUGGAGGUUAUGUGAAGAAGAGGAGAGUAUCAUGCCGGUGCUAAAUUUGAGUUACCGAAACUUGCUUCCUGAACUAAGACAAUGUUUUGCUUAUUGUUGUCUAUAUCCAAAGGAUUCAGUAAUCAAAAAGGAUGAAUUGAUUCAAUUGUGGAUGGCUCAAGGUUAUCUUGCAAGUCCAAUUGAAACACAAUCUAUGCAAGAUGUAGGUAAUCAAUAUGUCAAGAUUUUGUUAAUGAGAUCAUUUUUUCAAGAUGCAUCAUCAGAUAAAUGUGGUCAUAUUGAGUCCUUCAAAAUGCAUGAUUUGAUGCAUGAUCUUGCAACCUCCGUAGCUGGAAAUGAUUGUUACUUGGAUAUUAAGGGAAAAGGAAUUGUUGGAAGACCCAUACAUGUGACAUUUGGAAUUCGCACCUAUCGUUCAUUGGAUGUGUUUGAUGUUUGCAAAUUACGGACAAUCAUCCAUUGCGAUUUCCCUACCAAUUUAUUGGCCAAACUCUCUUCUACGAAAAAGCUGAAGUACCUUCGUGCUUUGAAUUUCUCAUUUAAUUUUAUGAGACAGCUACCAAAGUCCAUUGAUAAAGUCAAACAUUUAAGAUAUCUUGAUCUUUCAUCCUCUCUGGCAAUAAGAAGUUUGCCUGAAUCGAUUGGCAAUCUUGGUUGUUUGCAAACAUUAAAAUUAGAACAUUGUCAUUGUUUAGUUAGUUUGCCUGAAUCGAUUGGCAAUCUUGGUUGUCUGCAAACAUUAAAAUUAAAAGGUUGUAAAUCUUUAGUUAGUUUGCCUGAAUCGAUUGGCAAUCUUGUUUGUUGGCAAACAUUAAAUUUAAAAGAUUGUGAAUCUUUAGUUAGUUUGCCAGAGUCGGUUGGCAAUCUUAUUUGUUUACAGUCAUUGAAAUUAAAUGAUUGUGAGCAACUUGUUUUUCCAACAAAAAUUAUUUCAAAAUUGAUCAAUUUGAAGGAGCUCGACAAUGAAUGUUGUAAAGCCUUUGAAGACGGCAUGCCAGUCGGAUUGGGGAAAUUGAUUUCAUUGCAAUCCUUACCAAGUUUUGUAGUAGGGAAUGACAAAAAAGAUACAAGUGGCAAAUUGAAUGAACUGAAAGAGUUUGACCUCAGAGGCAGAUUGACCAUUCGUAAUUUGGAUUUGGUAAAGGACGCGGCAUCGGAAUCUCAUGAGACAAAUAUGAGAUCAAAGAAACACAUCCAAGACCUUUCUCUGUUAUGGGGGCCAAGCUCUGAUGAUUCCAGUGAAUAUGAAAUAAGAAAGAGUGAGAGCUUGGUGUUAUUGGAUAAUCUUUGUCCCCAUCAAAAUCUGAGAUCACUACAUUUGGAGGGCUUUCCAGGAGUGAGGUUUUCAGAUUGGCUUAUCUCGCUAAUUCAUGUUGUUUGCAUAUCUCUUGAGGAUCUUCCCAAUUGCAAGCAUCUCCCACCUUUGGAAAGACUGCCUUGUCUUCGUGAACUCAAUAUUGAGCAUAUGGGAUCGCUGGAGUGGAUGGAUUAUUAUGAAAAUAUUGGUGAUGUGUUCUUCCCGUCUUUAGAGCAACUCAGCUUCCAAUUCUGUGAGAACCUGAGGGGAUGGGAGAUGUUAGGGGAUGAUAAGAAUGAAAAUGAGACUCAAAACCAUCUUUCUCUACCUCCUUUUCCCCGUCUGUCUUCUCUCGUAAUUAAUGAUUGUCCAAAGUUGACAUGCAUUCCUUCUUUCCCACACGUUGAGGAGUUGGAGUUAGAAUGGGAUAGUAACGUGAAGCCGAUGUUGGAAACAUGUAUGGUUAAGCAUGACUCUUCAUCCAUCUCUCCUCUCUCUCAUCUCAAGCGCUUGUGCCUUGUGGAAGUUACAGAUAUAGAAGCAAUGGCAGAGGACUGGAUGAAAAACCUCACAUCGCUCCAGAGUCUCCGCCUCAGUGGAUCGUCAGCCAUUCAGAUUCUGUCACGACACUUGCAAUAUCUUCCUUCUCAACUUCAACAGUUGGAUAUAAGUUUCGAUGACGACAAGCUUGACCUCUGGAAACACACACAAGGUCGUGGUCCUCCUCAUGCGCUCUCUUCUCUGCAGACAAUCUGCUUCUACGAUUGUGAGAACAUGAAGGCUUUACCAGAGCAGAUUGGCAACCUCCAAUCACUAAGGGUUUUAGAGAUUAGCGAUUGCCCUAAAUUAGAGUCAUUGGAUGAAGGUGACCGUUGCCUUCCCAACAUACACAAACUGGAGAUCUUUAACUGUCCAAUCCUAAAGCGCAAAUACGACCCUGAUAGUGGAGAAGAUCGGGCCAAGAUAGCUCACAUCCCAAAGAUAUACAUACACUGUGUUUGAUCCCCUCAAAAGGGGAUUCUUGCAAAUCAUUUUCUUCUUGCCAUACUUUCAAAUUUCAAUAGGCCCAUGUCUGCUGCUUCAAUGGGAAGAUACAAAUAUUUGGUCUCAUCAUUCCAUUUUGCAAAAUGUUGAAUCUUCAAGAUGGUCAAAUUCUGACCCAGUUCCUCCUUUGGGUGCAACAGAGAUUAAAGUAGCAUGCAAAGGAAGUUACAUUCAGCUACAAGCCAAUUACCACUAGCUUCAAACUUAUUUAGAUUAUUUCCAGAAGAAGCAUCAGAGAUGGAUUAAGAGAAAUGUUGCUGGUAUUGAACUACUUGAUCUGCUUCUUCUGGUGUGGAACACCUCUUAUGUCAUCACCUGUCUUAAUUUAGUUGGAGCUCCUUCCAGUCUUUGCAAUAUUUGCGGAGAAAGAAAAGUUCUUGGGCAAUGAUACUAACUCACUAUCCAAUAGAGCGCCAGUUCUUAGAAGAUUAUUGGGUUUGGAUUCUCAUAUUGCCUCUUCAUUUUCCUUGUUUAUAAUUAAAUUUUCCAUUCAAGCAAGAGCAUUAUCUGGCUUCAUGUGAUAACGAUUAAAUGACUAGUUGGAUCCAUAUAUGGUUUUGUGGCAUCUCCUCCUCCUGAUGGCCAUGCCGAAGGGAGCGGGUAGAGUUUCUCAGCAGGUCAUUUCAAGGCACAGUGGAGAUUGUUUUAUUUCUUGCUUCAUGUGAAAGAUUUUUCUACAUUUGAUUUUAGGUUGGUGAUUAUGUAAUAUGGGAUGUUGCUAUUAGAGACGCAACAUGGUAAUAGGAGGUUGGGUAUGAAUUGGCAUGAGUGUUUAUUGGGAUAGGCUUAUUGUACGAAAAUUUAUUGUUCAAACUUCCCAUUUUUAUGUAUGUUGUUCUAUGAUCUGUGAUGUGAUAUCUUAAACUUUGAUGUAUCACUUACUGUGUUUUCCUCUUGUUUUGGAAGCACACUUUAUUUGAGGAGUGUUACGGGGUUAUUAAAUUUUAUGAUUUGCAAACAUUAAUUAGUUAUUAUUGAUGUUUUU